Messenger RNA from Hippoglossus stenolepis (Pacific halibut), 1967 nucleotides. It is a transcript of the gene kcnj1b, whose product is annotated as potassium inwardly rectifying channel subfamily J member 1b. Lineage: Eukaryota; Metazoa; Chordata; Actinopteri; Pleuronectiformes; Pleuronectidae. Gene Ontology annotation, biological process: potassium ion import across plasma membrane; regulation of monoatomic ion transmembrane transport. Bases 184 to 1320 code for a protein of 378 amino acids. The transcript is spliced from 2 exons. Gene Ontology annotation, molecular function: ATP-activated inward rectifier potassium channel activity. Gene Ontology annotation, cellular component: plasma membrane. The record is from RefSeq and is a predicted model, not a curated record.
AGCCGACGUCCCCUGGCAGCUCUGUGGCUGGUCCCUGUGUCUGGAUGGAGGCAGUGUACAUGGUGGCAUGUGGCUGGGAUUAGGACAUUUCACUGUGGAUUAAAAUCUUUCCAACGCCUCCACGGCCACUUGCUGAAAAGAAAGGAGAAGUUCCAGCAGAGCUGCAGUGAGCAGUCGGGGUCCAUGGUCUCAGUUCCCAGCUCCAGGAUGUUGCGGCUGCUCCACGGACACCAAAGUUGCACAUCCCGCCUGGUCACCAAGGACGGGCGCUGCAACAUUGAGUUUGGCAACAUCGAGUACAGCAACCACUUUGCGUACCUGGUGGACUUCUGGACCACCUUCGUGGAGAUCCGCUGGCGCUUCGUCUUCCUCCUGUUCGUGGCCUCCUUCACGGGGAGCUGGUUCAUCUUCAGCCUGCUGUGGUUCUGGAUCGCAAAGAGCAACGGGGACCUGGCCGGACAGAACCGCACAGAAGGGCACGUGCGGUGUGUAGACAAUGUUAACGGCCUCACGACGGCGUUCCUCUACUCCCUGGAGACCCAAACUACCAUAGGGUACGGUGGCAGGGCGCUGACGGGUCACUGUGCCGGCACGGUGGCUCUGAUUGUCGCCCAGUCUAUAAUCGGAGUCUUCAUCAACUGCUUCAUGUGCGGCGUCGUCUUGGCCAAGAUCUCGUCGCCCAAAAAACGGGCAAAGACUGUGACCUUCAGCAAAACAGCCGUCAUCUGCCUGAAGAAAGGAAGUCUGUGCCUCCUGAUCCGAGUGGCCAACCUUCGGAAGACCUUGUUAAUCGGAAGCCAGAUCUACGGCAAGCUGCUGAGGACCACGACCACGCCGGACGGAGAGACCAUCAUUCUGGACCAGGUGGACAUCGACUUCAUGGUCGACGCUGGCAAGGACAACUUGUUUUUCGUUUGCCCUCUGACCCUCUACCAUGUGAUCAACGUGUCGAGUCCCUUCUACGAGCUCUCAGUCGACACUCUCCCCCAGCAGGACUUCGAGCUGGUGGUCUUCCUGGACGGCACGGCCGAGUCCACCAGCUCCUCCUGCCAGGUCCGGACCUCCUACAUCCCGCAGGAGAUCCAGUGGGGGUACAGCUUCCUGCCCAUCAUCUCCCGCACUAAGACCGGAAAGUACCACGUGGAUUUCUCAAACUUUUCCAAGAGCGUCCGGGUGACCACGCCGCACUGCGUCCACUGCUUCGAGAGCGACGUGGACCAGAGGAACCACAACAGCCACAGCCAGCAGAAGAGCGGCAUCGACAACCUGGGGUUUCAGGUGAUCGACAUCAACGACUUUGUGGACAUCACGAAAAUGUGAAAAAGGAGCGGGAAAGUAUCUGGGGUUGUGGGAAAGUGUCUGUUACUUCCCCUUUUUGGCCAAGUUUCACAGUUAGUCAAACCACGUGGUGAGGAAACGAUUCUAUGAGGACUUCAGAAUCACUGUCGACUCUUUUUGCCUCGAACGGCAUAAAAAACAUUCAAGGCUGUUUAACCGUCUGGAAUAAAAAAGAAAUCCAGAAAUGAGCGAGAGCUAAGCUGCUCAUUUCAAUCAAAGCAUCGUUGGGACUUGUGAAGGUAACGUGUGGAAGCUGGAGCCUGAAGUUCUGAUGUGUAGAAAAUUAAAGGGGGGGAUACUGGAUGGCACAGUGGGUACUACUCGAGAAGAUUAGGGGCCUGAGCCUUUUAUAAUGAAAAUCUGUCGCUACAGAGGCUGAGUGAGGACAAAAAGAAGUGAGGACUUUAGAGUUUUCUCAUGAUUCCUGCUGAUUUGCUUAACGUGCUGUUUUUCUGUUUUUAUUUCUUGCCGACUCGGCUCAUGUGCCUUGAUAAUUAGGAAACUGUGAAUGUAGCUGCUGCACAUGUGAUGAUUUGAAAUGUGACCAGUCUACAGUUUGUAGAUCACGUUGUGUAAAAACCGAAACCUCUCAGGGAAACUAACGUCUGUAGUCGGUGAGGUGGGAAUCU